Penicillium hordei is the source of this 1263-nucleotide messenger RNA. Its product is annotated as ubiquitin C-terminal hydrolase 37. Gene Ontology annotation, cellular component: cytoplasm. Gene Ontology annotation, biological process: protein deubiquitination; ubiquitin-dependent protein catabolic process. The coding region runs from base 1 to 1263 and encodes 420 amino acids. The transcript has 5 exons. NCBI's taxonomy places the organism in Eukaryota, Fungi, Ascomycota, Eurotiomycetes, Eurotiales, Aspergillaceae. Gene Ontology annotation, molecular function: cysteine-type deubiquitinase activity. The record is from RefSeq and is a predicted model, not a curated record.
AUGGGUCCUCGAGUCAAAAGGCGCCGCCUGACGGACCCGGAAGAUUUCAGCGACGAUAUCUGCCAGCCUGCGUCCCGUUUGGAAAAAGACAGCUGGAAUGGAUUUUGCGAAAUCGAAUCAGAACCGGCCUUGUUUAAUGUGAUGCUACGUGACUUUGGGGUCAAGGGUGUAAAGAUCCAAGAGGUCGUUUCUCUUGACGAAGAAAUGAUGGCGUUCCUCAAUAAUCCUGUUUACGGCUUGAUCUUUCUCUUCCGCUGGCGUGAAGAUAACGAUGGAAAGCAGGAAGCAACUUGCCCUGACGGGCUGUGGUUCGCAAACCAGACCGCCAACAAUGCUUGUGCGAGCGUAGCACUAUUAAACAUUGUCAACAACAUCCCAGAUAUUGAUUUGGGAGAGAAUCUACGGUCUUUCAAGGAAUUCACGAUGCCUUUCACCCCAGCCCUGCGUGGAGAUGCAAUUAACAACUUUGAGUUCGUCAAAAGAAUACACAACUCAUAUGCACGAAAAAUGGAUAUUCUCAAUUCAGAUCUGCAGCUGAAGACUGAAGCUACCACUAGGAAGAAAGGGUCCAAGGGCCAGGCUGCUGAAGAGGCUGAUGCCACCUUUCAUUUCAUUGCAUUUAUGCCUGUGAUGGGCCAGCUGUGGAAGUUUGAUGGGUUGGAGCGACAGCCACGAGCACUUGGUACGCACCACAACAAACAUGCUGGGACGGCCUUGCUAACUCUAGUAGGGGAAUGUUCUGAAGACGACUGGUUGGAACUGGUCAAGCCCAAUCUACUGGAUCGAAUGGCUGCAUAUGAAGAAGAAGAAAUUGAAUUCUCAAUUUUAGGACUCGUGCGGGAUCCUCUACCUGAUCUCAUCAACGACUUGGCUAUUAACGUGAGAACCUUGGAAAUUCUCAACCAGCGUGCCACAUCCCUGUGCCCAUCAUCAGAUACACUCGCUUUGGAUGAAACUGUACUUGGUCCUGACCCUUCCGUAUCUCUGACACGUGAAGAUAUCGAUGCGGCAGUGAUCCCCCAGGAAACCCUCGAUGAUUACCAGGCAUGCUCCGAUGAGAAGCUGCAGGAAUAUCAGCAGAUGAUACGCAGGAGACAACGAGAACUUCGUGCACGCAUUCGUGAAGAACAGCAAUCCCACCGGUCGGAUGACGAGUAUGCAGCCGGACGGCGGUUUGACUAUGGGCCAGCGGUACGGACGUGGCUUCGACGCUUGGCGCAGAAACAGCAAUUGCAGGAACUGUCCGCCCUCGUGGCCUACUGA